AUGAUACUCGUCAGAAAGAUACUGACAAUCAUGAACUUGAAACUCAAAGAUUGUUUUGAUAUUUUUGAUAUACUAGACAAUGUAAAUACAGAACCAGUGGCGUGUUUAGUAGGAGGUUUGGGAGGUCAAUUGACCCUCCGCUCAUUUGAAUUAGUAAUCGACUGGCCUCUCAAAAUUAAAAAUCCCAAACCUAUUCUGCCACAGCCAACAAUCACAAAUGUUGAAAAUAGUUCAUCUGGAGAAAAAGAUUAUGUUCUUAAUAAUGGUCCAUUGCUUAUUAACCCGAAUAAUAGUACAGCUGUUAUAUCAACAAAUGUUGAUGAAAAUGGAAAUAAUGAUUUUGAAAGUACUUCAGUACAACCAGAUACUAAUAAAAAAUCACUGGACAUAGUCUUUUCAUUUUUGAUUGAUAAAUGCCAAGAUUUCCCUUCAGAUCCAUAUUUAUUCAAAAAUAUUACGUUGUCGAAGGCAUUAAUUAGAGCUCUUAUUGAAGUAGGUCCUUGUCAGCCAGGAAUUGAAAAAAAAUUCAAAUUUCCAAAAAAUGAAAAAGGUAACUGUUUUAAUCCAGACUGGUAUGAUAUUAAAUCAAGAUCCGGCUUCCAUUUCAAAAGAAAUUGGCUAGUAUUUUCUCCUAAAAGUAACAAAAUGUACUGCUUUUAUUGUUUUUUAUUUCGCACAUUAUCAAAACAUAAUUCUAAUUGGUCUGACCCUGCCGAAGGAGUGAAUAAUUUUCGUAAAGGACUAGAAAAAAUUAUCAAACAUGAGACAUCUAAAAAGUCUGAAAAAGAACAUAAUCGUAAUGUUUUAAAACGUCUAAUUGAUGUAUCCCUAUUUCUUGCAAAAAAUGGUCUCCCAUUUAGAGGACAUAAAGAAAAAUUGAAUGAUGGAAAAUCAAAUAAUGGACUGUUUUUAGAACUUGUUAAGCUUAUAGCAAAGUAUGAUGCAGUAUUAUGUAAACAUCUAUUAGAGUCAAAAAGAAACCAAACUUACCUAAGUAAUUUAAUUCAAAAUGAUAUAAUUGAAGCUAUGGCUCAAGAAACGUUACAGUUAAUAUUGAAAGAAGUAAAGAUAGCAAAAUAUUUUUCUAUCAUAAUUGAUUCAACUAUUGAUAUCAGUCGAGAUGAUCAAUUUUCCUUAAGUAUACGAUUUGUGGAUCAAGGUGGAAUAAUUAGAGAACAUUUUUUGUGUUUUGAAGAGUUACCAGGGGCUUCUGCAGAUAACUUUUUUGAUGUUCUUAAAAAAUGUUUAAAAAAAUUUGAUUUAGAUUUUUCUAUGUGUAGAGGUCAGUCGUAUGAUGGUGCUAGUACAAUGUCUGGCCGUUAUUCUGGUCUACAAUCAAAAGUCAAAGAAUUAUCACCCCUUUCUUUGUACAUUCAUUGCUGUGCCCACAAUCUAAAUUUAGUUUUAAUUGAUUCUAUCAAAUCUUCCAUCGAUGCAGUUUCCUUCUUUGGUACUUUAGAAUCAUUGUAUACUUUUUUAACUAGCAGUUUGCCUAGAUUGCAUAUUUUGGAAGAAGAACAAAAAAAACAAGUAGAAGGUAUUGUUUUGACAUUGAAAAAACUUUCAGAGACAAGGUGGGCUAGUCAUAAACGUGCUGUAGAUGCAGUUUAUUUUAGUUUACCUGCAAUUGUUAAAACAUUAAAGAAAAUUAGCAAAGGAGAAAUUCCUAAUACAAAACAAAAAACUGUUUCUGAAGCUCAGGACAAAGUAUACAUAUUAUCAAAUUAUUUACAGAACUCUUCAAUUAAUCUAUUAACAGCUCAUAGCAUGAUUCAAGCUUGUUUUACUGAUAUUGACUCUAUGAGAACAAUUGAAGUAUUCAUGGAAGUUAAAGAAAAGGCAAUAGUGUUUUGCAAUGGAUUUGACGGUAGAAAGCAGUUUGAUGAACCUAGAUAUAAAAAAAUAAAAACCAAUUUUGGUGAAAGUACAGAAGUUCAGUCAAUAAGUUCAGUUGAUGAGCGAUUUAGGAUCAAUACUUAUUUUGUCAUUUUAGAUGCAUUUACCAAUGUUUUAAAAUAUCGCUUUGAAGAUUUUUCUAGUAUUGUAAGAAAAUUUGAAAUCCUUGAUCCAAAAAAAUCUUUUGAAGGUAGACCCAGUAAUGAAAUUUUAGUUGAACCCCUUAUAGAACUUUCUACAUUUUAUCAAAUAGAUAAAUAA
Melanaphis sacchari is the source of this 2157-nucleotide messenger RNA. Its product is annotated as zinc finger MYM-type protein 1-like. The transcript is spliced from 6 exons. The coding region runs from base 1 to 2157 and encodes 718 amino acids. The record is from RefSeq and is a predicted model, not a curated record. Lineage: Eukaryota; Metazoa; Arthropoda; Insecta; Hemiptera; Aphididae.